AUGUUACACACUCAACAGAGACCACGUUGUUUAAUGUCUGUUUUUCUCUUAUUCACUUCAAUAAACUUUUGUUAUACUCAAAUAUCAACAGCGAAAUUUCAUCCAUGGAAUAUUGAAAUAAUUGUUAUAAAUUCAACAAGUACCAUCAAUUUUACAUGUAUAAAACAUGAAUCAAAUGAUAAACCACUGGAAGUAAAUUUAUCAAAAAUAAUUCCAUCUACGGAAAUUAAAAUAACUACUAAUAUAUUAAAUAAAACUGCAAUUAAUAUUCAGCUCGAAGCAAAAAAUUAUGUCGGAAUUUUCCAUUUAUUAUGUUAUAUUAAUGGCGAAAAAUCGAAAGGCACUCGUAGUGAUGUUAUUGUCAGAGCUGCGCCAGGUGUACUUCAACUUAUCGAGCGAUGCCGAGUCUAUGAUAAACAAUAUAUUAAAUGCCGAAUUCGAGCACCAAUUAUAGCACGUGCUAUUCAAAAUGACUAUCCAGCUCAGUUUGAAUUUAAUGAAAUUAAUCAUUCUUCUGAUAAUUUAGCUUAUAUAUCACGUGUUGAGUUUUUAAAAAAUGAAAGUACAAAUGAAUAUUUAACAUUUAAAUGGAGACCAACUGCAGAUGGAGUAUUUCCAAAUAGAGUUCGAAUGCAUAUAAAAGCAAUCUUACCUCAUUUUGAUGUAUCAUCUUAUUAUUUCGAUAUGACACCGGUGUUUCAAAUAACACCUAAAUUUACUCUAAAAGCAAUAUCAUCAAGUGAAAUUGAAAUUAAACUUGCAUCUAUUUUUCCAUCAGCAUUUUGUGAAAAAAGUAUUAUACCAAAAUUAAAUUCAACUAUCAAUCAAACAUGGACAGUUGUCGAAGCAAAUCAAAAUACUAUUUCAAUUGAGAAUCGUUUAUCUAAUUCUGUCUAUCGUGUAUGUAUGAAAUGUCGACAAAUCUAUACUGAUCCAGAUGGCAUGGAAGAAUGUCAAGAAAUUCAAACAUUGAGUAAAUUCAAUUUUUCUAAUCAAAAUUAUUUUAUCUUCAUUAUAACUAUUGUAAUCUUAAUUAUAUGCAUUAUUAUUGGUCUUGUCUAUUGUUUUUGGAAAAAUCAACGAAAACUUCAAUAUAAACCAGUUAGUAGUGAAAAUGGAGCAACACAAGGUAGAGCAAGUCCAAAUGGAUACGAAGAUUCUGUUCGACAUAAUACAUCAUCAAGUGUUUCAAUACCCACUAGUAAUCUAUAUUCAGCACAAACAUCUACUCCAGAUGACGUUGAUGAGGAUAUCAUAACCGAGACGAAUAAUUAUGAAUAUCUACCUAUUGCAGCAAUAACAGAUGUUAUAGAAUUGUGUUCUCCACCAAAAAUAUUACCACCAUGCGAAAAUUAA
This is a messenger RNA of Rotaria sp. Silwood2, 1356 nucleotides long. NCBI's taxonomy places the organism in Eukaryota, Metazoa, Rotifera, Eurotatoria, Philodinida, Philodinidae. The record is from the annotation of a GenBank genome assembly.